Molecule: messenger RNA, 2497 nt
Organism: Aspergillus calidoustus
Lineage: Eukaryota; Fungi; Ascomycota; Eurotiomycetes; Eurotiales; Aspergillaceae
Source: the annotation of a GenBank genome assembly
CUCGCCCAAGAUUCUGCGAAGCCUCAGGUUCACCUCUGGUCAUCGAGUUUCAUCAGGAAAAAGGAAUCCCCUUUGCUUUCUGUCGAUGUGCAUUCAGCCAAGGAUCACAGAGUACUUGAACUCUCGCUUAGCUGUGGCUUCGGCCAUCUUCCGGGCCCAGGGCUAAGCGCUUUUCCCAGUUCUGUGCAAAGACUGGAGCUUUCGGCCCGCACGGCCAACCGGCGGUUCCAUCGCGGCCUUUGUGACUGGCCAACUUCGGCCCGAUUUGUGGGAUUCGCCCUGUGUUUCGACGGCCGCUGCUUACCGGCAAAGUCUUCCCCAUGGUAGAGCACUUAACCUGCCCCUGCGGCAGAGCUUUUCGGGCCCCGAGCCCUCCAUGACGCGGAUAAGAGAGCGAUGGCUGGGGAGAACACUCCCCCGGACGAGAUCCCCUCGUCUGGAUUGAGUAAUGACUCUGCGGUGAGCUGCUUACGGUUGACGUGUGAGCUGCUCAGCGUAUCGCAGGCUGGCGAUUCCUCAGGAUGCCCCGGAUGUCCUGCUGGCGAACCCCAAGGAAUUGUGGAGAGGGCUGGAGUAGCAAAACCCCGAAGUUUCUGCGGAUGCAUGCUUUUUAGAAGCUCCUCCCACUCUUGAAAAAUCUCUUUCCACGACUUUACACCUUUCUCUCUCGCACCGUGUCUGUAUACUCGCAGUCAUGGGUCUCCUCACACUCGUCGAAGACCGGCCCACGCCAAAGGCCGUUUACAACUGGCGAAUCUACGUCCUGGCCCUUAUCGCAUCAUGUGGUUCCAACAUGAUCGGAUAUACCUCUGCCUUUAUCGGUACGACCAUUACUUUGUCCUCGUUUGAAAGCGAAUUCGGCCUUGAUGAAAUGUCAACGGAUCAUGUCGAUCUCAUCAGCGAGAACAUCGUGUCGCUUUUCAUCGCCGGCGCCUUCUUCGGAGCAAUUUUCACAUAUGCACUUGGUCAUUUCUGGGGGCGCAAAUGGAGCUUGGUCAUUGCCUCUGCUGUCUUUACCCUUGGAGCUGGCCUCCAGUGCGGGUCAAAGGGCUCAAGUGGCCUUGGUAUCAUGUAUGCAGGUCGUGUUCUGUCUGGUCUAGGGACCGGUGUGGCAUCGAACAUCAUCCCCAUCUACAUUUCCGAACUCGCGCCUCCUGCCAUUCGAGGACGCUUGGUCGGUCUUUAUGAAUUGGGCUGGCAAGUUGGUGGACUCGUCGGGUUCUGGAUCAACUACGGAGUCGAAAUGCACAUGGCACCUACGCACCAACAAUGGAUCAUUCCCUUUGCUGUCCAGAUCAUCCCUGCCGGACUCCUUUUCGUGGGAGCCCUGUGGAUCAAAGAGUCGCCUCGCUGGCUCUUCCUGAAGGGCCGACGGACCAAGGCCAUGCAGAACCUCACAUGGAUCCGUCAGCUCGAUGAGACGGACAUCUACAUUACCGAAGAGGUCGCCGCUAUCGACCAGGCAUUGGAAGAACAAAUCGCUACUGUCGGCAUUGGUUUCUGGAAGCCGUUCAAGGCUGUUUCCGCACGCCCAGCGAUCAUGUACCGAUUGUUCCUCGGCUGCAUGCUCUUCUUCUGGCAAAACGGAUCUGGCAUUAACGCCAUCAACUACUAUAGUCCGACCAUCUUCACCAGCAUUGGUGUGUCUGAUUCGGACGUCGGCUGGAUGACUGGUAUUUUCGGCGUCAUCAAGGCUGUCAUGACCUUCGUGUGGCUCCUGUUCCUCGUUGAUCAGCUCGGUCGACGAAACUUGCUGCUAGGCGGUGCAGUCACCGGUUCUAUUUGCAUGUGGGUGAUUGGAGCUUACAUCUGCGUUGUUCGCCCGGAGGAUAAUCCGACCGACAAGUUGAACGGGGGUGGCAUUGCUGCAAUCUUCUUUUUCUACCUGUGGACUGUGAGUAUACGUCCCUUCUUCCUGUGGAAGUUUGCACUAACAUGAGCAGGCUGUCUAUACUCCUACCUGGAACGGAACUCCUUGGGUCAUCAACUCGGAAUUCUUUGACCCCAACAUCCGCUCCCUCGCCCAAGCCGCCACAACAGCCAGCAACUGGCUCUUCAACUUCCUCGUCUCGCGCUUCACAAAGCAAAUGUUCGCGACCAUGCACUACGGCGUUUACUUCUUCUUCGCCGCCCUCUCCUUCCUCGCCUUCUUCUUCGCGUUCUUCCUCAUCCCCGAGACUAGCGGUAUCCCUCUCGAAGCAGUUGACAGACUCUUUGAGAUCAAGCCCAUUUGGAAGGCACAUUCUAAGUUGAAGGCACAGCUCAAGGAGGAUGAAGAGCAGUUCCGCUUUGAGAUUAAGGAGGGGGUCUUUGGGAAGGAUAACGAGACACCUGGGCAGGUGCAUGUGGAGAAUCCCUCGCCCGAUUUGCCGGCACAGGAGCGGGAUGCCGCUGAGGUUUAGAUUUUUAUGAUGAAGAGAUUAGAUAUAGACUAGACUUGAUAGAUAUGGGAACUUGGACGUGAAUGGACAUUAAUGAUAGCACAACCUUUCCGACU